AUGGCGUUCGAGAUAGUACCUACCUCAGACUUGGAUGAAGAAGAAGAGAUCAACUCACGCAAUCCGUCUUACUGGGAUCGGCACUCACCACGCCCUUCACACCCUUCUUCGACACAUCGCGCUAGCUCCCUACCACACGCUGCUGUUUAUGACGCUCGCAAACCGCUUGAACACGGCCCUUGCACUUCGGCUACACUUACUCAGUCUACUACAGUAUCCUUGGAAUGGGAUAGCAAUCACCAGUCUUCACCGAAGCCACUAGCCGCCUCGUCGGCACUCACCACUCCGCUCAAGGAUUACUCCCCUUUGGUCACACCAAGACCGUCUCAUGAGCGAGAUACUUUCAUCUCGCAGACUCCACCUACAUCGCCAACUCUUCAUCCCCCAACCCCUUGGUCCGUCAGUCCAUCGCGUCAUGCGUCUAUGGGACCAGAACACCUGUCGAUAUUUGCAGCCCAUAGCCAUGCCCCUGCGCUCUUCCACGAAACUCAUCUCCAACUUUCUCCACACCAUUCUCUUCGAGCUAGUAGUGAGGACAUCCGGGACGAUGAACUAGAACUCGCAGUAUCUCCCAAGUAUCUCGAUGUGGUCUCAGAUGUCACCGACGUCCCUCUCCCCCAACAUCGCUCAUUUGAGCAGAAGCAAGCAUCGGACCCACCGCACGUGGCCAACGCGAAUCAACCCGCUUCAAACCGAUAUGGCCUUCGAAAGCGAGAGGCUCGUCAGCUCCAGCCAUACGCUUAUGACCAACGCCUUUACAAACAUCAACUCCGCCACGCCCCGGACGCCAUAGUCAAAGCAGCUGAUCUUCAGACUCCAUCGCUUGACUUAUCGCAAUCACACCGCUCAGAAGGUGAUAUUGAAGAAUAUGAGCGGGACAACCAGUCUACAUAUGAAGACGCUCGCGCAUCUCGCCACCCAUCCGGACCACCUCCAGCGAAACGAAGGCGUACUGAUGAUGGUAGCUCUCGUUUGGAUCGUGGCCUCAAUCUAAGUUCCCGACAGGAUCGGUUCACUGGUGCCAACCAACGACAAUCAUCCUCUAUACGACAAGCCACUGCCCCAAGUACUGACGUCGUCGUGGGUAUGGGGAACAUCAAAUCAUUUGACUACGAAUUCAGCGGUGAAUCGGAUGACGGCUCUGGCCCUCCAGACACUGUCCCAAUCCAACAGCGCACCCCCUCGUCCCAGGCUGGAGGAAAGCUUGGUCAGCGCAAGCCACCUCGACCUGCUCCUUUUCCCAUCCGCCUGGAGAAACCUGCCCCUUUACCAGCUCAUCGAACACUUUCGCGAUCCGACCUCAUCCCCGACUCGGAAAACGAGCAGGAAAGUGGCUCGGACUCGGAGAACGAUCAGGAAAGUGGCUUGAACUCGGAGAACGAUCAGGAAAGUGGCUCGGACUUGGAGAGGAGUUCAUCGAACUCGGAUACAGAAGAAGAAGGUUCCCCACUCCACUCUUCUGGGAGCCCACAAUCGUCACCACCGGCGCAGGUCCAAAUUGCUGUGCGUAACACACGCCCCAUUCGGGUUUCGAAGCAGUCGAGCUCCAGAAUGAGGAAGAAGAAACCGAAACCUGAUAAGCCUAGGCCUGCUGUAACUCCUCGAAACUCCGCUCGGAAAGCACACAGCACAGAAGCCGUUACUCGACGAAGCAAGAAAAAUCGUAUUCCUCGAGAUGGGCCACCCGUUGCUCUGUUCCACCGUCGUGCGGACAGGAUAAUGUCACACAUGAAACCUCGGGCCCUCCAGACUAUUGAUCUCGAGAGUGAAGAGUUACUAUCCGCCUUGGCUCCUGUUGAUGAAAAUCACCGUCGUCACACUUCCCAUUCCCGGCUAGAGCCCAUCUAUCGUUCAAGAGCCUCACUGGACAAAGCUCGGUCUGAUAGAGAGACCGCCCAUACUAUUCCGGUUGACAAAGGCAUUCAGCGGCUCAAGGCUGGCAUACAAUUCGCUCCGGACUCAUACCUGUCGAGGGGUUGGCUUCACGAGUUGCUCUCGAUCCUUUUAGCACAGAAACCUUCUCAAGUUCCCCCUGACUGCGAACACAACGGUCAGACGCUUUCGUCGACAUCAUCUCCAGACGAUGUGCGCCGCUUUCUGGACCCGUUCUGUCAAGAUCUUCUCGCCUUUGUCACCCUCCCUGCGGAUCGUGCGGACUCCCAGGCGAUCUACUGGUCGACAGCCACUCACAGUGUUUGCCAACAUAUAUAUUCGCUGUCGAGUUCCGCCCGGACGUUGGAAGAAUUUCAGCCAUUUCUUUCACCCAUUAUGGAUGCCGUGAACUCCAUGAUGGCGCAGCUCGACUCUUGGUGGACGGAGAAGACAUUUUCUACAACCGACCACGCUGCGGCGUGUUUGCGCUGUUACUGGUUCUGCUUGGAGUCCGUACUUCGCAUCCGUUGCGCUUCGCAUCUACAGGACUACCCGGAAUCCACAUUCAUUAUCUUGAACACCCUGCUCGCCCGAUUACUGGAGUACAACUUGGAAGAAGUCAUUGCAUCGAUCCUCGCCUCUUCUCGACCGAACCCUUCAUUGCACCAUUCGGCGUUGGCGGAAAUAUGGAUCUGUCUGCUUCAUAUUUUUUUCUCUAGUGAUUUGAAACCUACCAUCAUCAACCUUGAUGGAGGGUUCUUCUGGAAGACGCUGGAGAAUGUCAUGUUGGAGUUCACAAAGCACUAUACUCCUCCGAAGGCAAGCGAAGCGGCCUGGGAUGUCAUAUUCGGCCUAUGCGCCCUCUCACAAUUCAAUACGCACGGCUUGUCAACAUCGAGGCCCCGGAUAUCCUCGUCGUGGUCAUUCGUACUCUUCGCUCUCAAACGAGUCAAACUUCAUUUGACAGAGUCAUCACUGGCCUCGCAUAUUCUCAAGUAUCGCGAUCAGUACGUCGCCAUAGUGGUGUCGCGAUGUGCUUUACUUCGGUCGAGGUGGAUGUGGAGGCUUGACGAUGGCUUGCCGAUGCUAAACCAUAUUUUGGCGGUCUUCAAGAGCCGGAAUUUUGCCGACUUGCGGAAGGAGCCAUCGGGAUUUUCGCCUUUCUUCACUCAUGGCGAUCCAGAGCGCCUCGCUAACGAAACGGAGGACGACACCACCUUUACUAUUUUCAUCAAGCUUAUCGUCCAAGCCGCCCGCGAUUCUACUGCUAAUAGAGACAAUCGCACUGUCAAAAAGCUCUUGUCCUUGAUCAUCCCGGGACCAGUGGACACACUCGAUAACGACCUCUCGAAACUCUUCAACCGAUUUAGCGUUCUUUCGGCUGCUGCCUAUAUCGAUACGUCUGAUGCCUACGUCCGAUCCCUUAUUUCGCGGGCCCGGUCCUUUUGCGACUUCAGUCAAGCCGCUGAGAACACUCGUUCCGUUUGUAUCAAAGCGCUGGGGCUUUUGGCGAUACAGGUGCACCAACUUGGUCUUCCCCUGGACGGAGCGUUAGAUUGGGCUGAGGAAAUGACCAAUACUCUCGUCAUUGAGCACUGUCGCGAGACAUCGCACGAAGCGCUGCUAGAGAGCACAUCGGCAGCGCGUUCCAUAUGUCUUUUGCUAUCGUCUAUACGCGCUGUCAUAGAGCGAACCCUUUCGGACGACAGAAGGGCCUAUCCAAAUCCUCGAUUUUUAUGCGGCGGCUGGGUUCGUCGACCCUUGCAAACGUCCACCAACUUGUUCAAGGCUGCCGAUGUCAGUGACCACCUUCGGCGGAUCAUACUCGCGUUUUUCGCCGCACGCUCUCGAGUGAUCCCUGAGAAUGACUCACAAAACAAAGAUCCGGAGAGCCAGGACGAAUUUGGUCAUCUUGAGAUCGACCUCGAGGAUCCGGAAGUGUUGCUUGCUUUAGGAGAUUCUGCGGGGCCCCAGGCAGCUUUUCAAAAGGAAGGGGAGGUCAGCAAGGUCGUCAUAACCAGCAUCCUCCCUGGACUGUAUCGUGUCAUCUGCUCCUUUGCAGAAGAUUCUGACUCUCUUGAAGAGGAAGAAAAGUGGCAGUCCGCCGUCGAAUGGAUUGAUUGUUGGUCACGAUGCGUAACACUGGCCGCAGAGGCCAUCGAGGUUGGCAAAGUGAAUUGGCAGGCGUUUUUCGCGAACGCGACGUACUCGUGGAGCAAGAUCAAAGACGAUCUGUGGAGCCAUCGUUUAUCUCUGCUGUUCAUGAAUGCAAUUUUGCAGCGGAGACCGUGUGUGUUCAAGAUCCAAGCGGACCAAUUUGUUGGAACAUGGAUCGUGUCAUUGGUGGCCGCGUGUGUCACGGUCGAGUGCGACUACACUGUUGUCCUUUUCGCUUCAGGUUCAGAUCAUCCUCUGCUUGAAUAUGUGCGAACCGAAUGCGACGUGGCGAUGUGUACGCACUCCCAAGAUGCGUUCUCGAACCAUCGCCUCGUCUUCAUCAAGGCUAUUCUUGCGGCCAUCGUUCAGGUGGCACAAGCAGAUGGCCGUCACCACUCCGAGAUUUGCUUGCACUUCUUGGGACGUAUGCUCCGGAUGAUGGAGAUUAAUCUCGAGACUCCGAUUCCGGAAUCCAGUUCGAGCACGCCUCCGGAAUAUCGGUUCUUUUGUGCCCAAGUCUACGAUGCGCUUCUAGAUCUUCCGUCGCUUUCCAGCUCCCGUGUGCUGUCGCCACAUAUGCAACGGUUGGGUGAGACUCUCCGGCCGCAACGUGAUGCAGAUAUAGUCAAAUAUUAG
Messenger RNA from Stereum hirsutum FP-91666 SS1, 4665 nucleotides. RefSeq lists its product as uncharacterized. Gene Ontology annotation, cellular component: Cul8-RING ubiquitin ligase complex; nucleus. Gene Ontology annotation, biological process: double-strand break repair via homologous recombination; replication fork processing. The record is from RefSeq and is a predicted model, not a curated record. Lineage: Eukaryota; Fungi; Basidiomycota; Agaricomycetes; Russulales; Stereaceae. The transcript has 10 exons. The coding region runs from base 1 to 4665 and encodes 1554 amino acids.